UGGUGGCUGAGUUCCUCAGUGUUUUCGAAAAACACGAUUCAAGAUCAUACAGAUCGCACGAUGGAAUAUUUAAGCUUUAAUUCGUCGAACAAAUCACUUACUUUGAAAAAACGAGAUAUUCCUAAACCAGCACCAAAUGAAGUCCGAAUUAAAGUCGCGUAUUCUGGAAUUUGUGGAACAGAUCUUCAUAUUUUGGAAGGAAGUUUUCCUUGUAAAGAGAACGGACCUCUGACUCUUGGACAUGAGUUUGUAGGUACUAUCGAUGAACUCGGAUCGGAAGUGACCAUGUUUAAAAUUGGUCAGCGUGUUGCUGCCGAUCCUAACAGUGGAUGUAAUAAAUGCGAUCACUGUCACAAUGCGAAUUAUCAUUUUUGUUUCGAGGGUGGUUUAAAUAAUACCAUAGGUAUUUUCAGAGAUGGUGGAUGGGCUACGCAUGUGCUUGUUCCAGAAACACAGGUAUACUUAAUUCCGGAUGAAGUUGAAAUGCACCAAGCAGCACUAAGUGAGCCACUGUCAUGCUUGGCUCACGGUUGGGACAGAAUCAAUCCUGUAAAUAUAGGAAACAGGAUUCUUGUAAUAGGCGCCGGGAUCAUAGGUUUAUUGUGGGCUUGUCUGUUUCAUUUGCAUGGUAUUAGAAAGACUGUCACUAUCAGUGAACCGCAACAAAAACGGAGAACUCUGACCUCCAACCUUGGUCUUGAUUAUAAAAUUAAAAGUCCGACGGAAUUAAAAGAGCAGUUUGAUUUAGCUGUGGAUUGCAGCGGCAAUGCUCCAGCCAUGGAAUUGGCUGUAUCUUUAUUAGGUCAAGGUGGUCGCUUAUGCGUAUUCGGUGUCGCUAAUCCAAAAGCAAAACUAUCGAUUGAACCAUUUCAGGUUUACAAAAAGGAAUUAAGCAUCAUAGGCGUGAAUAUAAAUCCCUAUACUUUUUCUAAAGGAUUAGCUCUGGUGCAAUCAAUGUCCGAAAAAUAUCUUGAUUACAAUAAAUUAGGAAUCAGUGUAUUUUCAUUGUCUCAAUACAAAGAAGCUCUCGAUGCAUUGAAGAAAGGAGAAAUCAGCAAGGCCGUUUUCAAGUUAUAAAAUUUUUACAUAUAACAAGAAAAGACUUUUUUUAUAAAAUUUUAUUGCUUAUUCCAUAAAUUUGGCUGAAUAUGUAAAUGCAUGAAGUUUUAAGUAAUAAAAUGCGAUAUGGUGAUACAAACGAA
Messenger RNA from Monomorium pharaonis (pharaoh ant), 1202 nucleotides. Its product is annotated as sorbitol dehydrogenase-like. Bases 61 to 1077 code for a protein of 338 amino acids. The transcript has 5 exons. The record is from RefSeq and is a predicted model, not a curated record. Gene Ontology annotation, molecular function: zinc ion binding; oxidoreductase activity. NCBI's taxonomy places the organism in Eukaryota, Metazoa, Arthropoda, Insecta, Hymenoptera, Formicidae.